Messenger RNA from Acyrthosiphon pisum (pea aphid), 2293 nucleotides. Its product is annotated as facilitated trehalose transporter Tret1. The transcript is spliced from 8 exons. Gene Ontology annotation, molecular function: transmembrane transporter activity. Gene Ontology annotation, biological process: transmembrane transport. NCBI's taxonomy places the organism in Eukaryota, Metazoa, Arthropoda, Insecta, Hemiptera, Aphididae. Gene Ontology annotation, cellular component: membrane. The coding region runs from base 414 to 1898 and encodes 494 amino acids. The record is from RefSeq and is a predicted model, not a curated record.
ACUCGUCAGUAUUAUGAUGUGCAGUCGGUAUAGGUAGGUCGGUAUAGUCGCGUUGACUUGAUUACACUUCUGUAGUACGAUUGAGUUUCGGAGUUUCACGUUUUGUAAUAAUUUCAUCGUACCCAGUGUGCCUGUGCUGCAGUUCGUAGAUAUAUGUGUCGCGACGUCCUCGGAUAAAUUUGCUUUCGAAAUAUUAAUUCGGUCAUCGCUUAUUCGCUUCUAUGUCACUUGAAUACCUAUUCAAGUAUAUAUUUAAAGUAUAUUUGAAGUCAAGAACUUCAAAUCAGGCGGCUGCUUAUAGUAGAUAAUUCUCCGGAAGGAAUCUCUGAACAAAAUAUAUACAAUAUACAUACCAACUGCUAUUGUAACGCGCCUAUACAUAUUGUAUCAUACAAUUUAUUAUAUUUGGAAACAUGAAGUGGCCAACAUUGUGGAUGAAAUCAAAUAAAAAUGAUUUCAGUUAUGGAAUCGAUUCCACCAUAGCACAGAUCUUGGCUUUGACGACGAGCUAUCUGUUCAGCAUGAAAAUUGGCAUCGACAUGAUGACACCGACGAUAAUCAUUGGUGCCAUUACCGACAAAGAAAGUAACACCAGCUACAACCCUCUCUCCCACAUAUCCGAAGAACAGACUUCCUGGAUAGGAAGUCUCAUCUACCUGUUCCCGCCGGUGGGCAGCGUGGUCGUGUCGUUUGUGCAAGACCGUUUCGGCCACCGGGCGUGCAUGAUGGUGGCCAACGUCACGCACCUGCUGUCCGUGGCCACGUUGAUGUUGUCCGACGGCGCGGCCGGGCUGUACGCCAGCUCGGCACUGAUGGGCUUCAACGUGGGUUUCGUGACCAGCUUCUCGCUGUCGUACUGCGGAGAGGUGUGCGAGCCCAAGCUCCGCGGCACGCUCACCGCCGUGCUCAACCUGUUCUACUUCGCCGGUUACCUGUGCGUGACCAUGCUGUACGCGGUCACCGCCGAUUGGCGGCUGUCCGUGCUGUUCACCGCGAUAUUGUCGGUCGUCAAUGCUGCGAUCCUGUUCAAGACCCCAGAUUCGCCAAUGUGGUUGAUGUCCCGUGGCAGAACGGAUGAGGCGAAGAGCACGUUUAACAAACUUCGAGGUGGCGUUGGCGAGGACAAGUGCGCCGUGGAAUAUCGAGACAUGGUUCAUUAUACAUCCGAAAUUAAUCUACCAACAGAUGGAGAAAAAAAGAAAAUGUCUUCUAUCAAAGAUUCACUGUACCGCUUCAUUGAACCCGAAACGUUGAAACCUUUGCAACUGCUCAUGAUAAUGAUUUUCUUCACCAAUCUGUUGUCCGGUAUACCGUACAUACCGUAUCUGAUAUCCGUAUUUGACAAAUUCCAAGUGUCUUUCCAUCCAGCUUGGGCAACGACGAUGUACAUGGCUUUUGGCGUCGCGGGAAACGUGCUGACCAUAUGCUCCAUUAACAAAUUGGGAAAGAGAUUUUUGGCUUUGUGCACAAUGGCUACUUGUUCAGUUUGUUACCUGUCCAUUGGAAUCGUCGGAAACGUAUUGCCAUCGUCUCCAGUCACGUCAUGGAUAAAAAUCGUGUUGUUCUUCAUGUCAACUUUUUUUUCGUCGAUGGGAAUAAUGCCUAUAGUGUGGAUUCUCAUGUGUGAAAUUUUCCCAAUGAAAAGUAAAAACGUCGGUGCCGGUCUUAGUUCAGCGACAUACUUCAUCUUGAGUUUCCUGAUGACCAAGUUCUAUUUGGAUCUCGAAAUGUUUACGGGUUUCUAUAACACUUUCGUUUUGUUCGGGUCCAUAGGCCUAAUCGGCCUGGUGUAUUUGCACUUCCAGCUCCCGGAAACCGAGAACAAGACGCUAAACGAGAUUUCAGAACACUUUAAAUGCAAAAACACGAAAGCCGAUGUGCAAGCUGGUUUGGCUUAAAUCAAUAUGAAUAUGCGUUAAAACUGUAACGUAACUAUUAUUGUUAUUAUUAUUACCAAUAUAGCAUAAUUCAUUGUUAAUUUUAAACGCAAAUUUUACGUCUUAUAAUGUAUAAUGUAUAAUAAUUGGUUUAGUGUUUACCGUAUACAUCUGUACGUUCUUAUGUUCUGAGUUUAAUUUUUAUUUUCAUUGUAGGUACUUAUUUAAUUUGAAUGUUUUUCUACCAAUUGUAUCUGUAGUAAUAGCAUUCAUAAAAAAAUCUCACUUAUCACGGGUGUUACAUACAAAUCGCGGACAUUUCCACAGACAGUUUUUGGUGUAAUAGGACACCUCCCCCCCCCUCCCGAUAUAUUUUUCAUGCAGACAUUUCCUCCCCACCAUUUUUUUUAAGUUUA